This is a messenger RNA of Epithele typhae, 453 nucleotides long. RefSeq lists its product as uncharacterized. Gene Ontology annotation, biological process: DNA integration; DNA recombination. The transcript has 2 exons. NCBI's taxonomy places the organism in Eukaryota, Fungi, Basidiomycota, Agaricomycetes, Polyporales, Epitheliaceae. The record is from RefSeq and is a predicted model, not a curated record. The coding region runs from base 1 to 453 and encodes 150 amino acids. Gene Ontology annotation, molecular function: DNA binding.
AUGCACGAUCCGGUCCGCGCCCUCCGUGAACACAUCGCCUUCAACAAGCCCGGAAAGGGUGAAGCACUCUUCUCACACACCAUCCGCAGCUCCCGUCGCCCGCUCACGCUCCGGGCCUUCACGGUGCGAAUCCGUGCUCUCGCCGCGGAGUUCAACUUCGGCACCCCUUCCGGCCACAGCCUGCGCAUUGGCUCCCUCCUCUGCUACGCCCUCAACGGUUUCUCUCUCGCCGAUUGCAUGGUCAAGGGGCGCUGGCACUCUCAAUCCUCUUUCCAGCUCUACCUGCGCAAGCACGCAGACGUCCUCCAGCCCCACCUUGUUGUGCUGCCACACGUGUGGGACGACAUCCAGCGCGCGAUGAUGCAGAGCCAAGCUCAGGUUGUGCCUCAGAGCACCGCGAGCUCAGCGGAGCCCGCGCACGCCGCGCGCAGGGAUCUCAGCCACGCGCGCUAA